CUUACAAAGAAAAAAAAAAUCUGGAAUUUGCAAAUGUUUGGUUCUUCGGUUCGGCUUCUCUAUAUAAGGACCAAUCGUCUUGGUCGAAUUUCAAAAUCAUCUUCUUCUCUGUUUUCAUCGAAGCGAUUACUGUUCGAAUCUUCUGACAAGCCCCUUUUGAGCGUUCCCCGAAUUUGUUCUCCGCUCUCGUUCCCGUCGAUUGGAGCUAGGGUUUCUGGGUCUGUGUUGUCUUGUUCUAGAUUGGAGCAUACGAUGGCUGCCACUUCCGAGCCGAAAUCCGUCCAUGAUUUCACCGUCAAGGAUGCGAAGGGAAAUGACGUUGAUCUGAGCAUCUACAAGGGGAAGACCCUCAUGAUUGUGAACGUUGCUUCGCAGUGUGGCUUGACCAAUUCGAAUUACACGGAGCUCGCACAGCUUUACGAGAAGUACAAAGGCCAUGGAUUUGAGAUUCUUGCCUUCCCCUGCAACCAGUUUGGUAACCAAGAACCAGGAAGCAAUGAAGAAAUCCUUCAAUUCGCCUGUACCCGGUUCAAGGCUGAGUACCCUAUAUUUGAUAAGGUGGAUGUGAACGGUCAAACUGCUGCACCCAUCUACAAGUUCUUGAAAUCGAGCAAAGGCGGUUUGUUUGGGGACGGCAUCAAGUGGAACUUCGCCAAGUUCUUGGUCGACAAAGAUGGAAAAGUCGUCGACCGUUAUGCUCCUACCACGUCUCCUCUUAGCAUCGAGAAGGACAUCAAGAAACUGCUUGGAGUUUCUGCUUGAGCUCUCCUUUCAUGGUAUUAUAGCCGAUGAUCCAAAGUGGCCAAUAAACAGCUGAUCUACCAUAUGUAGUAGUAGUAGGCCUUUGUGUGUAAGGAUGGUACACAUACGUACUUUGUCCGUAUUUUGUACGGGUAUACAUAUUAUGUACCUCGUUGUACUGGCAUUGCAUUUCGAACUUUCAGUGAAGGGAUGUUUAUUAUCUUGUA
Tarenaya hassleriana is the source of this 968-nucleotide messenger RNA. Its product is annotated as probable phospholipid hydroperoxide glutathione peroxidase. The transcript is spliced from 6 exons. Gene Ontology annotation, biological process: response to oxidative stress. Gene Ontology annotation, cellular component: cytosol. The coding region runs from base 34 to 762 and encodes 242 amino acids. Gene Ontology annotation, molecular function: glutathione peroxidase activity. The record is from RefSeq and is a predicted model, not a curated record. NCBI's taxonomy places the organism in Eukaryota, Viridiplantae, Streptophyta, Magnoliopsida, Brassicales, Cleomaceae.